AUGAAGAACGGCUUAUUGAGAAUAUGGAGCCUUCGGCAUCACCUCAUCUUAAUCUUAGCACCGUUUGUGUUUUUACCGGUAGUAUUUCUAAUGCCUCCUAAGGAAGGGAAAUGUCUCUAUUUAAUCCUGAUUAUAGCUACGUUCUGGUGUACUGAAGCAUUGCCGCUCGCAGUAACCUCACUGCUCCCUAUCAGCCUCUUCCCGCUGUUCGGAGUCCUACCUUCAUCAAAGACCUGCCCUAUGUACUUCCUUGACACAAAUGUUCUCUUCUUUGGUGGUUUGAUCCUGGCCGUGGCGAUUGAAGACUGUAACUUGCACCGCAGAGUAGCGCUCGCAAUCCUCGGGUGUCUGGGGGUUAACCCUUUAAUGCUCAUCCUGGGUAUCAUGCUGACCACUGCCCUUCUCUCCAUGUGGCUGAGUAACACAGCCACCACUGCUAUGAUGAUGCCUAUAGCCACCGCCGUCCUUAAGAGGCUGUACGAUGAAUCGGAGGCAGUGCCACAGAGUAAGUAUGUCACAGAUGCAGUGGUUGCAAUGACGGUCGUUUUUCUGAUGUUCAUCUUUCCCUCACAGAAACCCUCGUUAAAGUGGAAAACAAAUCCUGAAGAGCCAGUUAUUCCACACAAACCACUGUUGACUUGGAAAAAUGUCCAGCACAAGGUGGCCUGGAAUGUCAUAAUACUGCUAGGCGGAGGAUUCGCCAUUGCAAAAGCUUGUGAGGAGUCAGGGCUUUCGAGGUGGAUUGGAAACAAGCUGCGUCCUCUGGAACAUAUCCCAGCCAGUGCAAUUGUUCUGACUGUCAGCCUGGUCAUUAGCUCAUUCACUGAAUUUGCCAGCAACACUGCCACAAGUAUAAUCUUUCUGCCUAUUUUGGCUGAGUUGGGUGUUCGAGCCAAAAAUCAUCCUUUGUACCUGAUGAUUCCAGGGGCAGUGAGCUGUUCAUUUGCCUUCAUGCUGCCAGUUGCAACUCCACCAAAUGCCAUUGCUUUCGCAACAGGGCAGUUAAAAGUCAAGGAUAUGGCUACUCUCAGUUGCCUUUCGGAAUCAGAGGAGAGACUCAUGGGAAUUCUACAGUUGUCUAACUGUGGAGGUUAA
This is a messenger RNA of Rhincodon typus (whale shark), 1095 nucleotides long. RefSeq names its product solute carrier family 13 member 3. Gene Ontology annotation, biological process: citrate transport; monoatomic anion transmembrane transport. The record is from RefSeq and is a predicted model, not a curated record. Gene Ontology annotation, molecular function: citrate transmembrane transporter activity; succinate transmembrane transporter activity; sodium:dicarboxylate symporter activity. Lineage: Eukaryota; Metazoa; Chordata; Chondrichthyes; Orectolobiformes; Rhincodontidae. The transcript has 8 exons. Gene Ontology annotation, cellular component: membrane. Bases 1 to 1095 code for a protein of 364 amino acids.